CUGUUGGGGCUCAGCCCCUUUUUACGGUGCCAAGGCGACCAGGAUGUGGCACCAUGGGAAAACCGAUUAAACUGCUGGCCAACUGCUUCCAAGUAGAUAUCCCAAAGAUUGACGUCUACCUCUAUGAGGUAGAUAUUAAACCAGAUAAAUGUCCUCGCAGGGUAAACAGGGAAGUAGUCGACUCUAUGGUCCAGCAUUUUAAAGUUCAGAUUUUUGGAGAAAGAAGACCUGUCUAUGAUGGGAAAAGGAGUCUUUACACUGCAGAUCCCAUUCCUGUCAGCACCACUGGAGUGGAUUUGGAGGUGACAUUACCAGGAGAAGGGAAGGACCGAAUUUUCAGAGUGUCAAUCAAAUUUGUUUCAAGAGUGAGCUGGCAUUUGCUGCAUGAAGUUCUAACAGGUCGUAGCAUGCCAGAGCUGCUGCCCGGGUUGGACCUGGACAAACCACUCAGCACAAAUCCUGUACAUGCUGUCGAUGUUGUCCUCCGACACCUCCCUUCCAUGAAGUACACCCCUGUUGGCCGCUCUUUCUUCUCUGCACCCGAAGGUUAUGACCAUCCUUUAGGUGGAGGUAGAGAAGUCUGGUUUGGUUUCCAUCAAUCUGUCAGACCAGCCAUGUGGAAAAUGAUGCUGAACAUAGAUGUUUCUGCCACUGCUUUUUAUAAAGCACAGCCUGUAAUUCAGUUCAUGUGUGAAGUUCUAGACAUUCAUAAUAUUGAUGAACAGCCACGACCUUUGACUGAUUCCCACAGAGUCAAAUUCACCAAAGAGAUAAAAGACAAACUUCUCACAGGAUUGAAGGUUGAAGUAACUCAUUGUGGACCUAUGCGGAGAAAGUACCGUGUGUGUAAUGUUACCAGAAGACCAGCUAGCCAUCAGACGUUCCCCUUGCAGUUGGAAAGCGGGCAGACUGUGGAGUGCACAGUAGCACAAUAUUUCAAACAGAAAUACAACCUUCAGCUAAAGUACCCACAUCUACCCUGUUUACAGGUGGGACAGGAACAAAAGCACACCUACCUGCCACUUGAGGUGUGCAACAUUGUUGCGGGGCAGCGCUGUAUCAAAAAACUGACAGACAAUCAAACAUCAACCAUGAUUAAAGCAACAGCACGGUCAGCACCUGACAGACAAGAGGAGAUUAGUAAACUUGUAAAAAGUGCAAACUACGAUGACGAUCCAUUUGUCCAGGAAUUUCAGUUUAAAGUGAGAGAUGAGAUGGCUCAUGUCACUGGGCGAGUACUUCCCGCUCCCAUGCUGCAGUAUGGGGGAAGGGUGGAACCAAGUCAUUUCAGAUUACAAACUAAUCGAACGGUUGCUACUCCAAGUCAUGGUGUUUGGGACAUGAGGGGGAAACAGUUCCACACCGGGGUUGAAAUCAAAAUGUGGGCGAUAGCAUGUUUUGCAGCACAGAGACAAUGUAGAGAAGAAGUACUUAAGAGUUUUACUGACCAGUUGCGGAAAAUAUCGAAAGAUGCAGGGAUGCCUAUCCAGGGCCAGCCAUGUUUCUGUAAAUAUGCACAAGGAGCUGACAGUGUGGAACCAAUGUUUCGGCAUCUGAAGAACACCUAUUCAGGACUCCAGCUCGUCAUUGUUAUUCUACCUGGGAAAACACCUGUCUAUGCUGAGGUAAAACGUGUGGGAGAUACUCUGCUGGGAAUGGCUACUCAGUGUGUUCAAGUGAAGAAUGUUGUUAAAACAUCUCCACAGACGUUAUCGAACCUCUGCCUGAAGAUUAAUGUGAAACUAGGCGGUAUUAACAACAUUCUGGUGCCACAUCAGCGACCAUCCGUAUUCCAGCAGCCUGUGAUUUUUUUGGGGGCUGAUGUCACACACCCACCAGCUGGAGAUGGCAAGAAACCCUCAAUUGCUGCUGUUGUGGGCAGUAUGGACGCCCAUCCUAGUCGUUAUUGUGCCACUGUGCGUGUUCAGAGACCUCGACAGGAGAUCAUUCAAGACCUAGCUUCAAUGGUUCGAGAACUUCUCAUCCAGUUUUACAAAUCAACCCGCUUCAAGCCCACUCGAAUUAUAUUCUACCGAGACGGUGUUUCUGAGGGGCAAUUCCGUCAGGUAUUGUAUUGUGAGCUAUUGGCAAUUCGAGAAGCCUGCAUCAGCCUGGAAAAGGACUAUCAGCCUGGCAUCACAUACAUUGUUGUGCAGAAACGUCAUCACACUCGAUUGUUCUGCGCUGAUAAGAAUGAGAGGGUUGGAAGAAGUGGAAAUAUUCCAGCAGGAACAACUGUAGACACAGAUAUCACCCACCCAUAUGAAUUUGAUUUUUAUCUCUGCAGCCAUGCUGGAAUACAGGGUACGAGUCGCCCCUCUCAUUACCAUGUUUUGUGGGAUGACAACUGCUUCUCUGCGGAUGAACUUCAGCUCCUCACCUACCAGCUAUGUCACACUUAUGUGCGCUGCACACGCUCAGUCUCUAUCCCAGCACCAGCCUAUUAUGCACAUCUAGUGGCAUUUAGAGCAAGGUACCACCUGGUGGACAAAGAGCAUGACAGCGCUGAAGGCAGUCACAUUUCUGGACAGAGUAACGGACGUGACCCGCAGGCUCUUGCCAAGGCUGUGCAGAUCCACCAGGACACCUUACGCACAAUGUACUUCGCUUGAGUUUGGGAAUUUCUCUCCAGAAAGAACCGAAGAUUUCAGCCUACAUUUCCAGUGGGGUCAGUUUACGGGCAAUGUCUCCAGCCAUACUGUAACUUUCACUGUGCGGAGACAAUAGUUUCAAUAAACUGGCGGAAAGGGAUUGUUUACCUACGAAGAUCAUAGCACUAUUAUGCAAUACGAAACCAGCCAACUGCUCUGUGUGUGUGUGUGUAUGUGUGUGUGCGUGUGCUCCGUCAGACCUCAUGUCUGUGUCUUUCCUUUUUCCUUUGUCAGUAUAGUUUCCUUUUUGCCUUUACCUCAGUGUUUGGCAGCACAAAACUCAUCUUUAUCAAGCAACACAAAAAUGGACAAAAAAAUGUUCCACAAACCUUGGAUCUCAAAAGUAGUCACUGAUUAGGUCAGAUAUCCAGCCAUUCACUUUAGUCCUCAACUUUGUGAGGGUGGGGAGGUUGCUGUAGGUGAAAAAGACAUGUUUGAAAAUAUACUCUACCAGUUCUUCUUGAGAUUCAAGAAGUCCCACCUCCACUGUGCCACUGUUCAAAUUCCAUUUACUGGUUGAGUUAUCAAAUAAGUCAACUGACUGUUGAGUAUAGCUAGUAGUUGUGGCUCAGCUUCAUAACCAGAGCAGUGGAAUUUUACAUAUAGAAGAUAAAAUCUAGGACUCGGAUGUGCUUGAGCAAUGAUGAUGAGAGAGAAACUUUUGAAAAUUCCAAGAUUUGGGGGCUCUGUUUAAUGUAGAAACUUUUGCUGUUUCUUUUAUUGUUUACUUGCUAGCUCACAACUAAAUGUGACUUUUUUGUUUUAGCGUCCUUAUAUUUAUUAGAAAAAAAAUGCUUAAUUUAAUAUGAAUUUACAUUAAAGUAUAGUAGCAUCAAUCUUAUUUAGUUCUGGAAUGUAACCGUGUUGUAUACUGACAGAACAUUGCUACCGUUAGUGCAAUAAGCGGUUGGUAAGAAAGCCCGUGUCCUAUGCUGUAACGGAGCAGCAGUUGUACCACUAUAACCGUGGGAGAUUGGACACCUCCGCACUUCAGAACCUUAUCAGUUUUAAUAAGAAAAAAAAAGUUGAAUGCAAAAAAAAGUAGGGCUGGGAUGUUUUAAUGUUAGUUUAUUGGGACUUUAUUUAAUUUACACAUCUAAUCACUGAAAUGUGAAUUUUUUUCAAAUAUUUUUCUGUUUUAUUUCAGUCAUUCCAUUUUAAGAUAAUAUACCAAGUUUUUUAUUUGGAAUUUUUUCAUAAAAGUUUGACUUGUUUCAUUGAUACAAAUCUCAUGAUGUUGUUUGCACUUUGUAAAACCUCAUGAACUGCAUAUUUUAUCCAAUGGUUGUCAUUGCACUGGCUCGAACCGCAAUAUACAAAAUGCUGCAGCCUUCUUGAUGGAUGGGCAUUGCUUGAGUCCCAGCCCUACAAAACAGCCUCUCCUCCACAUGAAAAAAAAAUGUACUUUUACAGAAUUCAAAAGUAACUAGAAUAUUGUGGAAACCAAGAAGAAACUGCAGAAUUUUCCUCCCCUUCCACAAAAAGCAGGCUUAUUGUCAUUUGAUUAUAAAGCAAACUCAAAUCUUUCUCAAUUUAUUACACACUUGCCUCGAACAUAAGGGCUGAUAUUCUAUGAACUCUGGCAUGCAAACUUGCAAUGGAUAUUCCAGCUUUAAAAAGGAAUGUAGUGCCUAUUUUGUCAUAACUGAUUCUUCAGGCACAAUUGCAGUAAUAAAAUAUGAAAAGUCUAUCAGGUUUAUCUCUCUUCCUUCAGCCCCUCAAAAGUGAUGAAAUAGAGUCAGAUUAAAUCAAAUUAAGUUAAUAAGAAAGUCUUAAGUUUUAUUAAUUGGGGAAGGUGAAUUACAAUGAAUAUUUUCUUUUUAAAUCCGACUUCCAUUCUCAACUUUACAGAAGUGAUCCAUAGAGCGCAGGACAUAGUAUAUAUAAAAAAAGCAAAGUUUUGAUUGGCUUCUUGCAGUGAAUUAGACAGUGGUUUGCUUGAGAAAUUUUAAGUAAAUCUACUUUUCAAAUACUGGGUUUUUUAAAAACAGUCAAUGGGGUUGAUUUCACCACCAGUCUCACUGAGAUAGGAUUAAUACAAUGUAAAAUCACAGGAAUCUGUUUUUUCUUGGUAUUUUCUUUCAUUUGCAGAUCUGUUAUUGUUCUUGAUGUACAUUAUAGCCUGAAAGAUCUUUUAAAAGCAUCAAAAUAUCUCCUUUGAUAUCAUUUUUUUUUAAAUCUAGAUACUGUUGGCUGUUUUUAUUAAGCUUCACAAAGCUGAUCAGGAAAUGUUGCUCAGAGAACUCUGUUUCGCAAAUAACUAACCAUCUCUUCCUGGAUUCCCCAGAUCAUGUCAAGGGCUAUAUGAUUUUAGUCAGGAGAGUACCUAUUUGAGGGGAAUCUUUACUCUGGAAGCAUCUUUUGCAGAGGCCACCUUUGUGGACAUAUUUUUUCUUUAGAAUCAAUUUUGUUGAUCAUAUUUGUAUUUUGAAAAAUAUUGUUUUUUAUGAGGUAACAUUUUGGCCCAAACCAGAAUUAUGGCUACGACUAUUAAAGUGAUUCUUGCAAAAUGUAUAGAUCCUGUCAGCAUGCUGCUACAGAUUUCGCAUCACUUUCAAAUCCUUCACUGAACAGCUGAAAAACCACAAAGGCAAUCAGAUAAUUCAAAGUCUGUAGAUGAAAUAGGAGUAGGAGUAGUGUCAUAUUCAUUGUAACUUCUCAGCUUAUAAAGUAUUGACCAUCUUUGAUUACAUCAUCCCUGAAAAGAUUGUUCAGGUGGACGAAUAAUCAGUGCCGGAAAAUCAAGAGAAAAUACCAAAAGAAACAACCCAAUGCAGGCUUGUUUGAGAACUAUAUAUUACCCUUUGCAGGGAUCGAGGGGCUGUUUGGAUUACUAACUAAAUCCAUCACAAACAAAGGGAAAAUAAAAUUUUAAAUGAUGACGAUAUUGGCAAAUUGUGUACAGUUGUCCCAAGAGAAUGAAUGUAUACUAUGUCCAACUUGACAUAGAUAAACAAUCACAAGAGCUUGUUCCACAAUGUGGAGAUUCAGUUAGAAAUAGACUUUUGGAUGAACACAUAAUCUACCAAAUUUUACCAAAGCACUCCAAACUAACUGGCAUCUCGCUGUUUAAAUCUAUCUGGCGUAAGUAAUUACUACAUCCUUUCACCCAUUUAUCAUUCUGAUCAAACGUUUUUUAAAAAUUGUUCUGAUUCUCACUCUUGCAAAAAUAUACUUUAUUUUCAAGUGAUCUGACUGCAAAAGAAUACUUUGCUUUCCCCAGCUUAUCAAUGUAUUCCUUGUUCUGAUCUAAACUGCUUAAUAAUAAAGAAACAGUGCUCAUACCUCAGCUUAUCUGAAUUCAUGAUCAUUACACAUCUGUUCUGUUCUUUUUUCGCCACCACCAAAAUGCGUAAUUGUAUGUCACUUUAAAUCAUUUAGUUUUUGUAAAAAAAAAUCCUGUAGGACUAUCCCCCACCCCCACCUCUACUCCCCCAAAAGUAGCUCAGCAAUUCUAAGAUUUAAUGACAUUUACUAGAGCUAAUCAUAUAUAUGCAGUGGCUGCAUGCAACAUAUUUCAAAUUAACUCACUAGCUCCCUAUGAGCUAUAUCUGAAGGGGAGGAGAGUUCUGCAGUCAAGCCACACCAGGACUUUAAUACUUGGUGCCUUUGUCAUGUUCCAUUUGGUCUCUGUGGAUCUAAUUUAAUUGAGCCGAUGCCGAAUCUGAAUCACAAUUCAAAUCACCACUGUUUACUUUAGACAAUGUACAAUAAUGGUGUACAUGGAAUGCUGCUCUUGCAAUUUUACAAACUGAUAGCAUUUAAAACAGAAUGCUUCCUUGUACUGCAUAUUUAUCAGUCAGAUAUUUCAUUAAUGUCAAUCUGUAAAUUCGAGGUUUUCUGUGAGGAGGGGCAUGUGUCCCUGUACCAUACCCAUCAGCUAAGUUUGUGAAUGCCUGCAUAAAGUGCCAAUUGCAUUUGCAGACUAAUGUCAUUAUGUACCAGUGUUGGGAGGGCAGUGAGACCGAUAGCUGCUAUUUGUUAAUCAGUAUCAGACAAUAACUGCACUAGGAAUUGAAGAGAUUCUCACAGUUCCUACUUACAAGAGUGAAGGAAAGAAUGUAGUGAUUGACCAGUAUAAAAAUUGAAUCAGGCCAGCUUUUACCAAGCCCCUUAUUGUGAUUUUUUUUUUUUUUUCAGAAUAUUACCUACUGGUUUAAAUUUUAGUACUGGUUUAUUGUUAACCUGUACUGGGAGACACCACAAAACAAAAGAAUUAGUGCACGUGAAAACCUGACUGCCUGCCUGUAUUAAUGUCACCACAUUACAAUUGUAACAAUCAGGUCCACUCAUGUACCUUGCCUUAUUGGACAUGGCUCAAGAAUCAAUUCUUUUACAAAGAGAAGGGUAGAACACUGGAAAAAAAAAAUUUCAAUGUCUUAAUUGUUUUCUACAGUUUGUUCCAAUUGGAUUGUACUGUUUGUGAUAAUCCUUACGAAGUAAACUGUCAUUUACUCUUCACUCCAAGGAGGCAGAAGCAGUAAUUGGGUAACAUUUCUUUCCCUAAUGAAUUCCAAAUAACUAAUCUGAUUGAUAUGAAUAACAAAGUUGAAACUUCAACUUUUCAAACUGGUUUCACUAUCUAGAUUUUCACAGCUCAAUGUUUCAGUAUGUUCUUGGAAUUAUGCUUUAAAAAUAUUUUUGAAAUGAUAUUUUGUAUUAGCAUAUUGAGUCUAUUAGAUUUCUGAUGGUUUGAUCAUAUUUUGGGUGGAUUGACCCCUUUUUUAAAUGUAUUCUAGAGUAAGUAAAAUAAUCUUAAAAUAAGCAAGUAAUCAAUUAUAUCAAUAGUAUCAUAGAAUUAUAUAGCACACAAUUAGGCUAUUUGCCCCAUUGUCUGAAUAGGCUCUUUGGAAUAGUUGUCUAAUUUAUUCCACACCACAUCUUUUUCCACAAAACCUUGUAAACUAGUCCUCUUCAAGUGUGUCAAUUGCCCUUUGAAAGUUCCUAUGGAAUUUACCUUCUCAACGGUUUCAGAUAACAUAAUUUCUGAAUGAAGUAUUUAUUGUUCCCCUCUCAUUCUUAUAGUUAAUUUACGACAGCCUCAGGUUCUUGAUCCACAGAAAACAAACCUUUUCAUAAUUUUGAAUAUUCUAUAAAGUAGAAAUGUGAGAAGGUGUACAGCACAGAAAGAGGCCAUGUAGCCUCUUAUAGCCAGUUGUGUCCACGCUGGUUGUAAAAAGACACAUUUAGUCUUGUUCCAUCUUCUAACUUCUGGUCCACAUAACCUGUGGGUUAUGGUGCCUCAAGAGCAUAUCUAAAUGCUUCUUGAAUACAAUGAGGAUUUCUACCUCUACCCCUUCAGGCAGAGUUCCAAACUUUUACCGCCUUCUAAAUAGAAAAUAAUGACUCCUCAACCUCCUUUAAUUCUUCUACCAAUUGCGUAUAUCUCUGUCCUCCUUAUUAUUGACCUGUCUGUUAACAGAAGUAGAUCUUUCCAAUCCACUCUAUCCAGAUGCCUCAUGGUUUUAUAAAACACCGUUAAAUAUCUCCUUAACCUUUUCUGCAAGGAGGACAAUUCCAGCUUCAAUUUUCUUCCCCACAAUUGAUUUUCUUUAUCCUCGUAAACCUAAGCUGCAUCUUCUCCAAUGCCUUGACAUCCAUUCUAAACCUUUAACUAUUACCAAUAGUAAAAAGAAGUUGGAUGGGACAGUAAUAUAAUCAUUAAAGUACUCAUUUUCCAUCUGCAUUCUUAUUAGCUUAUAACUGGACCCACUUAUUUACUUCAUGGAGAAGAAGAUGAUGUUAAACUUGUGAGAAUGUAAAUUAUAGAAAUAGUGACAAAAUUAAAUGUGGAAAAGUAAAUCAUAUAGAACUGGUCACGAGAAUGUUUUCAUUGUAUGUUGCUUGUACUGCAUAGAGUAAAAUGUUUUGUUGAAUGAGAAUUUUAUGAAGAGGAAUUUAUUUGAUUUUUUUUUAAUCUAUUAGAAACACUAUUCAUGACUAUGGUCGGCAGUUUGCGUUCCAGCGCUACCUGAAGCUUAAACUUAAACUGAAUGCAUGUGAAGUUGAUGAAUUUAUGUUAAAAAAGAAUCAUAUCCUGGGCUGGAAGAGAAGGCAAAAGAAAAAGAAAUGUUACUAACUAUGUCUCCUCUCACAGCAAGCAUACCUCCUGUUAGCCUGGCACAGUAACAUUUGUGUCAGGCUCAAGGAGAACUCUUGGAGUUUUCCUUCUCAUAUGAAGGAUGAAAACUUGUAGUGGUUGGUGGUUGUGUAUGGUGAGCGUUCUGUUUUAAGGAAGCUUGGGAUUAAAAAACACUGCACCUCAGUAACCUUCAUAUGCUGCAUAAAAAAUACUGCUUUUGGUUACAUUAUAUCUGCUGCACAUGCUUGACAGUACACUUUAACAUGUUUAAAAAUUGUCUUAAUAGCAGUUAUCGAAUUGGAUUUUUAAUGGAAAAAAUGAGCCUUUAUUUUGUGGUUAUUUCUGAGAGUUAACUCUUAUUUAUUACUAAUGUUUAGCAUACUGCAGUGUAACAUAUGCAUUAGUGUUGCAAUUAUACAUUUAGAGGGAGGGCCUCUGCUAUCGCUUGUUGCCUUUUUCUUCAGAGGAGAUGAGUGUGAAUUUGAAAUUAUCAUAAAUGUUUUUGGAUGUUCUACCUAUUACUGUUGAGGUUGCUUAGAAUAGAUCACUGGCCUUCAUUAAAGAAUUACAAGAACUUUGCAAGUAAAUCUUGCAAAAGAUGAAAUCUUAAAUUAGAGGUGAAAAACAUUGGUUCUUUAGUCCAUUAAUACUAAUCUACAUGUGCUUUUUUUUUAAUGAAUUCCUUUAAGUGUUAUCGUGGCAUUAGCGUAUCUACGGGAUAGCAAAGAUUUUGCAGCCACCAAAAACUAGUUUUUAACUGAAAUCCUACAGCGAUAGUCUGUGCAGGCAGUUGUGGAAUUCAUUGCAGGGUGUAUCCUGUGUUGUAAGUCAGGAUAAUGAAGGCCACUGAUUUUUUUUUGUAUAUGUUAAAUUAAACCCAUUGGAUUGUUUCUUUUGUUAAACACUCUCACACUCAAGUGGCCAAAUAACAAUCCAUAAAUUUCCAAAGUGACCUCAGUUGAGCUUCAUGCCGUGUGACAUUUGUUCUAAUUUUUAUAAUUAAAUUGAAAUUGACCUGUGGCAUCUGUAAAAGUUCAGCUUUGGUCCAAGUUACUAAAACUGCAAAUUUUUUUUUGGUUUUACCUGAAAUUGGCAACAAUAUGAUAGGUCAGCAGUGAAGGCAAUGGUCUGUAAUGGGAAUUGAGAAAACCAUACUGAGCUAUGUGGGAGAGAAUCAAAUGACAGUAUUCAUUUCUGUUGCUUUAAAUGUCAAAGUGGUGAUUUAAUCCACUGGAUAACUUAUUUCACUGCCAUCAAAUAUCAUUUUCUUUACAACAUCAUAUUCAGUUCUCUGGCAAUGUAACAAUUCUUGUGUGAAAGUUUGGAAUUCCCACUUUUACGGCUCCUUUCACCAUACACCAUUCCCUAACCAAAAAAUUACCUGCAGAAUGCUUUCUAGAUCUCUGGUCAUUCUUGAUCCAGAUGUUUGGAGAGCAGCUGUUGUGGGUGACUUGCCAGCUGAAUUUUCCCUCCCUCUGGAAAAGUGCCUGACCUUGACUGAAUGCUUCCCUGACUGCAUGGCUGAGUUUGAGAAUUUACCAUGUGGGGAAUGGCAAGCCAUUUAUGUUUUACCAGUCCAUAGUACGGUAUGUUACAGGAUCAAAGUGCUUCUGUGCCAUGCCAUUGGCGUUGUAAUGAAUCUUAAUUGCAUCGGUGCAGGUUUCCAUAUAAUAAAAAUAAACUUUUUAAUCAAUGUAAUGCUGGUUCUAUGUCUACAUUUCUGCCUGUGUUAUGAACAAGCAGUGACAGCUGCAUCAAAUACAUAUGUCACUGGGACCCAUCACACACAAUUGUAAUAAUCUGGCUGUUAAUGUCACCUGAAACAGCUCUCUGGGAAAGAAAGAAUAUAAUGAAUAUCCCAUUGAUUACCCAAGUUAAACUGGGAUCCCUGCAUUUCCUGUUUAUAUACCUUUUACAUAUUUAAGUCAGAAAUAUCUAACUUGUUCAAUGCUGACUUCCCAGGAGAUCAUUUCUGUAUUAACCCUCUUGAGUAUCAAAUAAGAUUUGCUUUGUCUUUUGUUUGCAGUUACUCUCUUUAUUUAUAAUGUUCAGUGUUGUGUCUUGAGUACCCAUUAACCUUUGGCAUCACUGCGAUGUUAUUGAAUCAUCCUCUGUAAUUGCAUUGUUGAAACUGCGGCUGUGUUUUUGUGGCAGUUGAACUUCAAUAGGUUAUCAAACUCUAGCAAAUGAUUACUUGUUUUCACCCAGGCAGACCAUAAUAAGCAUUGUAUUUUAAAAAUUCAUCAACCUAAAUGUGCUUUACAGUUUUCUAAAUAUGCAUCAAUAUAUAAUGCCUUCAAACUUGUUUUCACUAUCUGACAAGUGACGCACAUUAAUUGAGAAACGCACAGAGCCUCAAGAACAGUUUUUAAAUUCAAAGUAUCCUGUGAAUAAAAUAGAUUGUAAUCUUGCAUUUGGUGCAUAAUUGUUACUGUAGUCCUCAAGAGGGUUAAUAUUUGUAUAACAUGUUUUUGUAAAUGUGUUCAUAAUUUCUAAGAAUUUCUUGCUUGGUCCAUUCUUGUAACAAAGAAAGGAACUUGACUUCUUUUGUUAAAGUGCAAAUAUAUUUGCCAAUUAACUUGGAUUUUAUAGUCCCUAGAUAUUUGAUCCAGAAUUUUGUGGAACUGGGCAAACAGUUUUCCUUUACAAAUCCUAGCAAUCUCUUCCAGGAUAUUUUCAAAAUAUGUUUUUCCUCCAUAUACAUUUUGGGAAUUAAAUUUUCUUUACAUAUGAAGAAUUCAAUUAAAAUUCCAAAACUUAAAAUGUUGUAUAGUAACAUGCAAAGCAAUUGAUCAUGUGAUUCUGUAGAGAAGUUUUGUUGUACAUGAUAACAUCACUUGUAUAAUUGCUGAUUGAAACUUCUCAAAGUAUUUGGGGACCACGUUGGAUUUGUCUCUUAAAAUAAUGUAUUUUCUCAGCUGAUAAAACCUGCGAUCCAACAAUAUUAUUAUACAGUUUCAAAGUGUUCACUAUGAAACCUCUGAACAUUACUCAGCCAGAUAUCACAGGUUUAUUUAAUUCUUUAUUAAAUUUGAAAACUAGAUUUUUGUUUUAAAGUCAUGGCAUUAUACAUUUCUAAAUUCAAAAUAUUCUUGGAAUAGGCUCCAAAAGAGAGAUUAUGAUUUUAUUUAAUUUUGAUUUUUGCUGCAAAUCAUCGUUUGUUACUAAAAAUGUUUACACUUUCAAUGUAUUAUCUCCCUCCAAUUCACAAAUCAGUAAAAUGGUGUACCCAGAGCAUUUCCCAUCAGUUACAUACUAACAGUACAUGAUCCUGGCAACCUCUUAUGGGUUGUCCUACACUGUCAGCCAGUGGUAUGUUUCCCAGUCUUAAUAUAUAGUAAAAUCAAAUCUACAGUGUCGCAAAAAAAUCUGUAACAAAAUCCUAUAGGUUAUUUGACUAAAUCUAUUGUAAUUUUUUAAUGUAACUCUCUUGUUCAGUGUUACUGUCCUCUUCAAUAAAAGUUUAUUUCAAUACAUUAAUGUUAA
Molecule: messenger RNA, 12219 nt
Organism: Rhincodon typus (whale shark)
Lineage: Eukaryota; Metazoa; Chordata; Chondrichthyes; Orectolobiformes; Rhincodontidae
Gene: ago3b
Product: argonaute RISC catalytic component 3b
Exons: 20
Coding region: 54-2612 (852 amino acids)
Molecular function (GO): RNA binding; protein binding
Source: RefSeq, a predicted model, not a curated record